UCACCGCUCGACGCGCCACCGCUCGCCGAUGCUCGACGGGAUUCCAGAGGCGCUCCGCGGAGCAGGAUGCUGCAAAGGGGAAAGGGAGGGGAAAUGGUCUAGGCGAAAGCCGUUUCCUAUCCCUUCUCCAUUCGCUCUCCUUUCCGUCGCCCUUUCCCCAUUUUGAGGAAGGACAGUUUUUCCCCCAGCUAUUUGCUACGGCUGCCCUCCUUGCGUUCCUCCUGUCCCUUUCCCUGACCCGUGGCGUGGCCGUUCUCGGUUCGUUGUUGCAUCCCCGCUCCUUCCCCGUUUCUCCCUUCCGUCCCGUCGCGCCCUUUCUUCCAUCGGCCCUCCGGUAUUCCUGGCUCAGUCUAGCGCGGCGGCGCCUUCGGCGUCGCGCGAGCGUUUCCGACGUCGCUUGCUCAACGCGGCCGGCCCCUCCCUUGGCCGUGGUCUGCCCCCGGGCUUGUGAAACUGCGGAACCGGCACUGCUGCAGUGUGCAUUCCCGUCGUAGUGGUGGUGGUGGUGUCCGCUGUAGCCGGUGUCUGCUUAUCGCCUGGCUCUGUGAAGGCUGCUGCUGACUGUGCGCGUGCCUGUGUGUGUGUGCUUCGUUUUUUUUUUUCUGUUCGCUGCUGAUAUUGUGCUUUGCUGCAUUUUUUUUUCUUCUUACUCGGCCGUUUAUAGCGUUUCAUAAUUGGUCUCAGUGGACAAGAAUUGAAGAGGAAUUCCCUCGGCGCCCAGACUCCACCAUCGUCGUUCCGACUCGAAGCCUUCGCCUUUACGCAACCGUCUCUGCGCACCAGUGGAGAGCGUAUGCGCGAAUCGGCGUUGUCCUGAAAAGAAGCAAAAGUUUCCCCGCUUCCUGGCUUUUUAUUUCCAAUUAUUUUUCCAUUUCGCAUUCUUCACUUGUUGCUGUUGUGGGCAGAAGUGUUACUGGCUUCAUCUACGUUUCGAACUGCCUGCAAACGUUCGAAACGCCUUCUCGGCCCAUCUGGUCGUCUGCAUUUAUCGUCUACGUUUCCUGGCUACCGCGAACUCGAAACUCGUCGUCUGCUGCGACUCGCCGUCUGCAACCGCAAAGAAACGCCUCCGUCGGCAAGAGCUCUCCCAUCUCACUGAACUUCGAUCGUUUUCUUUCUUUCUUUCCUUCUUUCUAAUUUUCUCGCGCACUCGCAUUGGUCGGCGGGCGCCGAUUUCUCCAACCGCCGCUUAAUUAAAGCAGCGCUCGAAAUUAGGGAAGUGAACGUCGAGGCGAGGCUUGUACCUACCGGAAACCCUUGGUCGGCAUCCCACUCUCUCUCUCUCUCGGCACGCAGCCUCCUUUUUCCCACCAAUUAUUGCGCUCCUUGACGGUGCGCGCUUCAAGCCUAAAGCGGCCUCCAAUAGUGGCGUGAUCCAUCGCGUUGUCGAUGGGCGUGGUCCGGCAUUCCCUUCCCCUCAAUUUUUAUUCUUUUCGUUUGCGUGCUCUCGCUUGUAGAUUGUGUUCCUCUGCGACGUGAACUGCGAGGUAAUUUAGAGUGCACACGGAGGUGUCGAGUUUCUCGAGUUCCACGCGAGGUCCUCCGCUCUGUUCUGGCCGUAUCCCAGGAGACGACAGAUGCGACUGAUUGGCUGCGAGGGGAUAGCAUCCGCCUGUUGCUGCGGCGACGAGGACUUGUUUCCGCGCUUAUUUUGACGUCUGGGCGGUCUGCUUCUGCUGCUGCUGCUCUUCGGCUGGCUGAGGUCUUUGACACGGGCUUCGGCUUCGCGGCAGACGCAGGAAGACCAAACUUGUUCGCUAGACGGACGGGUUUUGUACUACGUACUGUGCUCCGGUAGUUGUGCUUGCUCUAUGUGUAGUAAUAUGCCCUUUACGUAGUAGUCACGGUCACGUAGUUUCUUGACGUUAUUGCAUCUUGUGAGUAUGAGAGUUCUUGAACAUGACGCUGCGUUCUGAUUCCAUUAUUCGCAGCAGCAGCAGUGUUCAGCCGGACUAAAAAGGUAGUACGCCUGUCUGUCAACACUUCGUGGAGGAAACACCUUGCUUAUUCAAGUACUCUGAGUAGCUCGGACAAGUUGAAACACCGUUGAAGUGUUGGGACUGAAGAGACCUCACCUGUGAUAGACACCGUUGGAAUGCUUGCCCAGUUCUUUGGCUGUGGCAUGUGUACAUGGUCACACAUCCUCGGAACAUGUAACGUGAAGGGUUUGCGGAUUGACUCAACGCUGUUUUGAAAUCUUUUUCUGCGUCUAUCUUAGGCGGAGACGUGUACUGGUUCGAUCAUAAUCGAAGCAGAUUUUGUGGCGCGAGCCGUUUCCCAUGUCUGCCGCAAAAUCGCGCGGGAACGAGACGACGCUGUUCGCCUAGGGAACAUUUGGCUUCGGAUAUUGUUCGGGACCGGCCGGUGGUCUUGUGUAGGCUCCGGUUUCAAAGCUUGCUUUUCUUUCCAGCUGGAUUCGGGUGUAACUCUCACGUCAUUGUCGAGUCGUCUGCCUUUUCGGCAUACGUAAAUGCCGCGAGGUUGUACACGUCACUGAAACGAAGUCUGAUUCUUUUUCCCAACGCACCUUUUCUACGCCGCUAGAAAAACUUAACUGCGCAGUAAGGCUUACUGCUUUCUGGGGCUGUUUUCGUCGCUGGAGGAAACCGACCGCGGAGAGAGCCAGCGCUCGAAGGAAAGGAGGUCGACUUCGAGUUGACAUUCCCUCUAUAUGGCUUCUUGUUGUUGUGACGACGGAAUUUGGACGCGUGGUUACGUAUCGACUGAACGGCGCUCGUAAGCCUUCGCGGGCGUCUUCGUUGCCCCGAAUCAUUGUUCUACGCCAUCGACCACCGCGUUCCCGUGGGCCCGUCGAGGCCUUGGGGCGCUUUUUAGCAGAGGAUCUUUCUUUCCUUGUCGAGUUGUCGCCCGCCCCCUCGCGUUUGUCGCGUAUACCGAGGCGGCGGACUCGGAAGCAGAGCGGUGUCCUCUGUACGGAACGUCUCCGCUACACCGCUCGGAUUGCACUACAAGUCGACCUGCGACGUGCUUUGCCGAGUUACAGCGCAUGUGCCCUGUUGAAUAGUGUGAAGUCCGUGCUUCUGGCCGUGGACGCAGCAGGCUUUACUGGUUCCACACUUUGUGGCGCAUAGACCACGUGUUGUUCGUUCAAGAAAAAAAAAACUGAGUGGUGAAGCUGCUGGCGACUACGUCACCGCACCCGUUGUGUCGAUAGCGAUAACUGCAGACCUCAUCCUGUAGUAGUGCUUCGGGAGCUUCCCUGUAGAGAACAGGCCUUUCGGGGCCGCUGGGUCUGUGCGUGCCAUCCUGUGACACUUGCGCGCGUGUCUGUGUGUUCGUGUGCGAGCGCACUAGCGUUGUCGUUGCGCCUGUGACGCGAUUGGCGGAUGUUCUGCUGCCCCAUGGUGCUGGCGACGGGCAGCGAUUCGUUGAGCCGACGCCACAGCGUACCGGACGGUGAGCAGUCUGUGGCGUCGGCCCGGGCGGCUGUGCUGGUCUACGAUGACCACAACAAGAAGUGGGUGCCCAGCGGCUCGUCAAGCGGCCUCUCCAAGGUGCACAUCUACCAACACACGGUCAAUGGCACCUUCCGCAUUGUUGGCCGGAAGCUGCACGACCAUGAGGUGGUGAUAAACUGUGCCAUCCUCAAGGGCCUCAAGUACAGCCAGGCAACGGGCACGUUCCACCAGUGGCGCGACAACCGCACAGUCUACGGCCUCAACUUCAGCAGUAAAGAUGACGCCGACAACUUUGCCGUUGCCAUGCUGCGGGCCAUCGACAUGCUCAACCAAAACAGUUCAACAGGGCCAAGGGUACAGCCGGCGCCACCUCCGGUGCCUCAGCAUGCAUCACAGCCCAUCUAUCAGACCAUUGGCACCGUUGCACAGCAGGAAGAUACAGAUCACCAACGAAACUGGCAAAAUCAGCAACCGGUCCAUUACAUGGCAACAAAUGCAGUGGGCAGUUCUAGCCACCCGGCCACUCCCGCUAGUGGCCCGCCUCAGGCUCCGCCCCAGGCACCGCCCUUUCCACAGGCCCCGCCUCAGCUGCCACAGCAACCACAAGCCAAUGCAGUCAUGGGGCACCACCGGACAUCAUCUGCGCCAGGAACCAACGGAGGCGCGCCUCCUCCUCCGCCACCGGGCGGCACGUCGGGCAUGAGUGUGGCAGCGAGCAGCGUGGUGGCCAGUGGGCCCCCGCCUGCUCCGGCGCCGCCCCCGUCGGCAGGCGUGGCCUCCGGGGGUGCCCCGCCCCCUCCCCCACCUCCGCCUCCUCCCGGCGGCGGCCAGGGCCGAGAAGAUGACUCGUCGCCCCUGUCCCUAGCCACAGCGCUGGCAAACGCGAAGCUCAAGAAGACCUCCAACAAGAUAUACGAAGGCACAGACACGCUGAAGAAGUCGCAGGGGAGCGGCAGUGGGGGAGUGCCCAUGAUGGGCAUGGCGAGCAUGAUAGAUGAGAUGAGGGGCACCCUGGCCAAGAGACGAGCACAAGCGGAAAACAGCCAAAGUCAGGAGGCUGAGUCGUCGACAGAUUCUCGGAGGACGUGGGACAAGCAGGGUUCGACCAAUGGCAACAGCCCCAGCAAGGUGGCUGCCAGCGGUGCUGAGUCACCAAAGUCGGGUCGCGGGCAGCGCAUCGGGUCGCUGGGUGACACGGACGUCAUGAAGGUGAAUGGCGUGGACGUGCUCGACAUGGACAAGCUCAAGCAGGAGAUCAUGUCCGAGAUCCGCCGUGAGGUCAGCAAGAUGAAGCAGGACAUCAUUGAGGCUAUCAAGAUCGAAUUAAACCGAAGAUAAGGACUUCGCACCUCCUGGUCUUCUGUGUGCUGCCAUUCGGUACGGGACUUGAAACGUCGUCGUACGGAUCUCUAUUGCCUCUACAAGUCGCUACCACCAAAAUAUUGAUCGACACACCAUUAAAGCAACGAGGGACGAGCUGACAUUUUCGUGCCGAGGAUGCAGUGAUGGCACCUUUCUUCUUUUCUUUUUAAAUCUUUUGCAAUGUUCUUAGUAAAUGACUCUUACAUUUUUUUUUUUAAGUGCGAGAAAUGCAAGACCUGUAUUUACAGUGAUGCUUCUUGUCUGUCAUGCAGUGCUGUCGUGCAUGGCAGCCCCUGUCAAUUUGUACUCGCCGUACACAUCUGCAACCACACAAAGUGUCGUUCUCAUUUGCUGUGACAUACUUGCACGACAUUGGCAGAUUCUUUAUUGUGAAGGGCUGCCAGCGUCAUUGUCAUUCUCGGUCUGUAUUCUCAUUUGCUGGUUGGAUACUGACUGCAGAAAGUGUUUGCGCAGUCUUUGUACGUUGUGUAGCAGUCCGCUCCAGUUUCAAACUCCUUCGUUUCUUGUUCCCAGCCUAACUAGCGUUACAGGUUCACCGAGCAAUAUCAGUUCUUUCCUUUUUCGUUCUGCCUCGUAAAUUAUAACCGCAGACUUGACCAUGCUUGGUUUCUUCCUUUCCUUUUUUUUUUUUUCUGCGGCAUCUCUAAAACGCAUUCACUAAUACCAGAGGCAUGCGUCAGCUUCAACCUCAAAUUCCAUUCAAAAUAAAUGUAGCAGCAGCCACUGAAUGAGAAAGGGUCGGCUUGCAGAGUGCGACAUAUCGACGACAGUGGCAAUGCCUCUACGAUGUUUUCGAGCUGGUUGCUCAGUUCUCUGGGUAGUUCGGGGUCACCUCGCACCGCUCACUGAUGAAAGGGUGUGAAAUUCGUCCCUUCUGUUACUCGAAAAAAAGGGAGUCGCCGAGGAAAGGUGUUCUCAAGGAGUACUUUUUAGGUUUACUCCUGUGACACCAGCUUUCUACCUAGAGUCAUCAGUCUAGCGGGGAGAUGCGCGCGUGUAUGAGCGUUCUUUGCUGGAUGUCGCGCGAUUUCGGGAGGGGUGGAAAAGAAAGAGAGAGAGAGGGAGAAGGACACACAUACUUUGUAGUAUGCUGUGGCGGAGUUUUUUAAUUCUUGCCUUACAAACAGAAACGUCUUUUUUACGGCAUGUGGAAGGCUUUUUCUGUGCAUGUUUGUACUCUUUGGAGGCAAUGUAAUGCUCAGUGGUACUCUGUCCCUCGCUGUCGAUGUCGCGGUUUCAUGUUUGCAGGCGUGCAGCAAUCCCUGCGUGAGCCAGUAUUGUGUGUACCACUGCGUAAUUGUAGGAGGAAUUGCUGACAGACUUAAUGAAGGCGGGCAGGAGGGUAACGGGGCUGAGGUGACAUGUGUGGUGGCGCCUUUUCAUUGUAUUGCACUCCUUCGUGAAGGACCUCUAAUGUGUCGAGUCUGUGAUGUUUAUAGUGAAGAAGAGUAAGAUUUCUUUGUGCACUUACACACAACCGAUGUUUGCUUCUUAUGUGUGUGUGCGUGUGUGUGCAUGUGUGUGCGUGUGCGCGUGUGUGAAGAUUGAAAUUGAACUCUUUGCCAGAGUUAGGCGUAGAGCUUUGUACGAAACAUAUAGCAUCAAACUUUGUUUAUCUUAGUCUCUGUUUUCAAACACUGUCCGCACAUUUCAUUUUAUUCUUUUUUGUGCCUUUCCACAACGAGCAGCAUUCGGGUCAGGCAGGUUGUUGGGUGCUGUCUACGUGGGCAAGGCUCUAUUUUUAGUAACGUGCGGUCACUGGCUACAACAUGCUCACUUGCGACAUUGUUUGAUUGGCUGAUGUGAUUUGCAGAGACUUAAUGGAGUACCAGCAUUCAUUUAUUUAUAGACACCGUUCUAUGGGGCUCACGAUUUGAAGUUAGGCAUAGCGCAGGCCUGUAAUGCCGAGAAGUGAAAUGCAAAAACGCUCUAGCUUCGAGAUUGUUUGGCUGUCCUCACAGUCACUUAGUAGAAAGUUGCCAGUUGCACUGUUGACACGUGCGUGUAUGGAAGUGCUUGGUGAUAGAGGCAAAAUUCUUAUACAUAACAUCAGACUUCUUUGUGAAAGCCACACCUUUAGGAGUGUGGCUGUCUGAUGAAUAAAAGUGAAAAAUGUAUAUUUAUUCAUUUAUUUAUUUGUCGUGGAGAUCUUUUUGCAAAGGGUAAACUUCUUGGUUUCGAAAUGUGGCAUAUACAAAACAUAACAUGAUUGUGGUUGUGACUGAACAAAACUUUUUUUUUUUUUUUUGCAGCUUAUAGAUUUGUCACAAGGCAUACAGGCUAAAAUUCUAACAAACAUCUAAAGAAAAGCAUGCUACCCUGUAAUGACAUUUCUUUGCAUCUUCACAGGAAGAUGACAUUUUUUGGGAAGGAAAAGGUGCAGGCUGUAUGUACUCUAGGAAAUAUAAAAGUAUACUUGUAAUUCUUAGUAGUUAGAAAUUCGGGGUUUUAGCUGCUACACAAGUCUGUGUGGUAUCUUUAUUAGUAUGGUACCGAACAACUAUGAUCUCUCUCUACAGGCCGAUGCAUUGAAUGGGAUCGCUGCAUUUUUAGCGCACUGCGAAUCGCGUGAUUAGGCAUUCCUCGUCCAGCGGAAGCGUCUAAACUUGUCACUUUUGAUAGUCAAGAGUGGCAGUCAGUCUCGGUAAAUUUAAUAUUUUUUGGCAAGAAACAUACUUAAGAAAUGGACUGCGGCAUCACAUCAGGCUCACAUCGUCUCAAUCUGUCUCCCGCCAUGUUGACAUUUGCAAAAUAGCAAACCGUAAAAUGUUUGGCAAACUACAAGACUUGGUAAGAGGCUCCUCCACACCAAGCACUUCUUGCGUUCAGUAGUGUUGUCCGUGAUAAUGGAUCAGGUGGCAGACUUGCGAGUGUGUCUUCAGGAAAUUAUCUAAAUUCAGUUUCGUUACAACAUAGUCCUACAACGUUGGCUAUAGUUUUUUUUUAGUUCAUUGCUUUUAUUUUAUUUCUUAAGAGGGAGUUCUUCUUCAGUCAUUUAUCUCUUGCUGGUCAAGAUGAGUGGAGGUGGUAGUUUAUCCGUGUGUGUUGCUCUGCCAGAUCGAAGGAAUGAGCGGCAAGAAAGACGAAAAAUAAGCCGCGAGCUCUGUCAUGCGCCAAUUUGCUACGGAACAACCUUCCUAGGCCAGAAGUGUGCAAAAUGCGUUCUUGAAGUGCAUCAGUUGCAUACUGUCUGCAGAAAAAAACUUCUUUUUCUUCUCCAAGCCGAUCUCUCUCUUUUCUUUUUGUCCAAGUUGCGCUGGUGCUGUCGUGUACCGAAUAUCGAGCCAAAUUUGUACAUAUAGUGAGUCGGGGAACACAGUUUUUGAUGUAGCAGUUCUUCUGUUCUCUGUUUUAACAUUAGGUUCUUAGUUCCCCUUUCUUUUUGUUCACCUUUGUCUCUUUUUUUUUCGUUCUUAGAUAUUGCUCCUAGACAUAUUUUUUCAUCAUUUUCUGGCUGUGCAAGUCACAGGCUGUCUGUCAACUGAUGUACGUAUUUUUGUUUCGCUACCGAUGAACACAUCUUUACGAGAAUGAACCAGUGCGAAAGUUGUACCCCGGUUGGCUCCUCGUGGCCUCUUUAUGUUUCUUUGUUUGUAUUUUAUUUUUUUUUUAGAGGAGAAAAAUGAUGGGUAACGUUUGAGUUGCGUUUUAUUUUAUUGCACAGUAUUGGGUGGACACCUUUGGGGAAACUGGCACUUCUCAGUAGGUUUGAACAAUUGUAUUACGCUGAAGUGUUCUGUUCAGUGUUGCAACAUUCUGAAGUUCCUGUUUUCACUGUUGUCUUAUUCCACUUUCGGUCGUGUAAUGCCGAUCUUUUCAUUUUUUUCCCUGUUGUAUGAAACUUCGAUCAUUAUUGCGCAGACUCUGCAAUAUCGAAAUAUUUUUUUUUUUCUAUUUUUUCUGGCUCCGCCAUUCAAACUUCACAAUUUCUUCUGCCCCAUGCUAAGGAAUUAAGUUUUAAUUCUUUGUAAGUUGAAAGCCAUGAUUUUGUUCUGACUCCCGGCUCUUUGCAAUAUUGCAAUGCUCCUGCUACCUGAACACCUUGUCUACAUCGAUAUCAAAAACCCAUUUCUGUAGCGUAGCACUCAAAUCUGUUCCUGAAGAGCUUUGGCUUUCUUUUAUUUCUUUAUAUUUGUUAAAUUUUGCCAGAAAUAGUCCCGGCACAUCUAGGAUGCAUUUAGUUAAAGUUCUGUUAUUGUUUCUCUAGUUCGACCAUCCAUUUGUGCUGGCUCUCAGUCUUCAGGCUCGUUAACUUAUUGUUGUUGCUCGAGAAGGCAAGUUGUACAAUCUUGAAUGUUUACUAAGAUAGACAUCCUUGUCUCUUCAUCUGGAGUGACUAACCUCACCUUAAUUUACGUGCUAUCACUAGUGCUUCUUGUCUCUUUCAGUUAGCUUGCAGUAUUUAUUUUAGUUCCCGGUUUAGGGAAGUGCACGUUGUGACUCUGUUAGUCACAGUCACAGGAGAAGGAAUAUAGUUUUGAGGCAUGCCUACAUUCCUUUUUUUUAGAAAUGCUCGUAUUUAAAUACCUGGGGAGCGUUACAUCCACGAUAUGGAUGGCCACGGUUUUCUUAAUUUUUUCUUGGGCGAGCUUCUUAAUUUCAUUUCUUUUCAUUGUUUCUUCCCUGGCUUUUGCCUGCUUUGAAUAAUUGUGCCCUGCUUUUGUAGUUCUAGGCUUCAACCCAUUUGUCACUUUUUAAGAGCAAGGAAUGUUCUUAUUGCACAAGUUGUUUGGCCGAGCUCAAUACCCAGUGCUUCGUGAUGAGCUUUUAUGGUGUGUGUCUGCUGCGUUCUUUCUACUGUAUUAUUGAAAUUGAAGCCUGAAUGAAUGGUAUUAAAGACAUCCUUACGGAUGACUUAACAGGUUCCGAACCUUGGAGCCAUGUUUUGGAAUGAUUGCUUUUAAGGACAUAUUUCAUUAUGUCAAUCAGCUAGGUCUGCAAAAGAAAACGUGUUGAAAAAAGAGAUUUGUAUGUGGACACAGCUACUGUUAGCAUGAAAGGCAGCAAAAGCUUUAAGACUCUGAGAAAGCUUAGCCGUCAUGCUAGACCGUGUGUCAUGCAGAAUUCAAAGUUUCAGGACCGAUGGAAUCUUGGAACACACCAUGUCGAGUUUGUCUGUUGAGGUAAACUCGCCUGCAUUACCGAGUUCACUCUUUGCGCUCAGUUAAAUACAUUGGGCAAGACGUGUUGCAGUUUAUUGUAUUUGGUGAUCCACAUUGCGUGCUGGUCAGUGUGCUUGAAGGAUCCGCAACAUCGCAGUGCGUUGAAUUGUCAGUAACGCUGCAGUGGACGUUUUUAAUUGCUCCAAGGCACAAGUAUUUUAGAUUAUACACAGUGUUGCACUACUAUGACGUUGUACUGUUCCCUUUAUUUCCUUGCCUCAUUUUUUGCAGAAUCGUUGCAAUGCCAUUCGUCGUUCAAAUGGGUUGGUGCCUUUGUUUUUAAAUGGCCAACAGAAUUGUGUUUGUUCUGUCAGCUUGCCUUAAGUGCUAGUGUUUAUUUCUUUCUUCAACCUUCCUUAUCGGUGUGUCGGAUUGUAAAAGAAUUUUCUUUUACUGGACACAUGUGGGCAUAAAAUACAUAAGAGUGCGAAUAAACAUUCAAAGAUAUAAAGCC
Messenger RNA from Dermacentor andersoni, 10418 nucleotides. It is a transcript of the gene ena, whose product is annotated as ENAH actin regulator enabled. NCBI's taxonomy places the organism in Eukaryota, Metazoa, Arthropoda, Arachnida, Ixodida, Ixodidae. The record is from RefSeq and is a predicted model, not a curated record. Gene Ontology annotation, biological process: intracellular transport. Gene Ontology annotation, molecular function: SH3 domain binding.